Messenger RNA from Tigriopus californicus, 3482 nucleotides. RefSeq lists its product as uncharacterized. The record is from RefSeq and is a predicted model, not a curated record. Lineage: Eukaryota; Metazoa; Arthropoda; Copepoda; Harpacticoida; Harpacticidae. The coding region runs from base 120 to 3368 and encodes 1082 amino acids. Gene Ontology annotation, cellular component: pericentriolar material; centriole; cytoplasm. The transcript has 3 exons. Gene Ontology annotation, molecular function: protein kinase binding. Gene Ontology annotation, biological process: mitotic spindle assembly; centriole replication; centrosome duplication.
UACUCUCCUGGGAUGCGUGGAUUUUUGGUCACCCUGUGAGUCAGUCCAUGGCUGUUUUGAGGUCGAGCGCCUUUUUUGGCAUCAGAUUGUGUGUUUGAAGUGGCCAACUCCAAACGAAAAUGGCCCAAUUGAAGCCUUUGCUCCGAAAGCCACGCCCGCUAGAUCUGCAACUCAGUGAUGAACCAGACGAAGAUUUGUCACCGUUAUUGAAUAUCCCGGUUUCCGCUUGCGUGGUGACGCCCUCAGCCACGCCCCCUUCGCCGUGGAUGGCCUCGACCUCGUCCAAGCCCCAAAUGGGCGUGUCUCGCCUCGAUCGUCAUCUCCGGGAAUCUCAGACCACGAUUUUAGGCUCGGAUUCCUUGACUUUAAAAGAACCCUCAGGUUCGAAAAACCCGGAAACCGCUUUCAAGUCGAUUCAAGACCAGACAAAUGAUUCUUUGGGGUUGUUACCCGUGGAAACCUUGGCGGAUGACUCGGCAGGUCAAAAUUCGGCCACGCCCUCCUUAUUGUUUGGUAACUUGUCCUCUCUGAAAACGUCACAGACCAGAUCGGACCGGGAGGAUGUCUUCAAGGUACCAUCCUUGCCCCCUCACAUUUUGAAUGAGAAACCUUUGCCCGGGAUUGAUCAACGGUUCUUACAAGCCCAAGCUUUGCUCCCCGAAUCGUUUUUGUCUUUAGGAGGCAACUCCACCAUCAAUCAAAGCAGUUUUGCCUGGGAAAAAAUUCUCCAGAACGAGUCGAAGAUUGUGAAUUCAAAGGAAGUCAAUGUGGAAGUACCCUUGAAUGAUGAUGAGUCAUUUGCGUCCCUCAACCAGAAACAUCACGACUCUUUCUUCAACGGACAGUUUUCGGCACGUUCCACGUCUUUUGGCGGCUCCAACGAGGGCAAUGACGAAGGCCCCACUCGAGAUGAAAGAUUCUCGGAUUUCAGUCAGCGUUCCAAGUUAUUCCAGAAUAAUCCCGCUGGAUCUUUCUUGGAGGGUCCUGAGGGCUUUGCUGGUUUGAGCCAAGAUCUCGGCGAUGUUGAGGGUUUCGGGGAUGGAGACUUUGAGUCUGACAUGGGUAAAGCCCACGCAUUCAUGGAUGAACAAGAGAAAGAAUUCCUUCAGUUUGAGGAGUCCAAGACAAAAUCCAAUGUUUCCGGGUUUUCGGUGGCCAAUGUGAGCUUCAAAAUGCCGUUGGAAACUGAUACUCAAGAUGUGGAGCAAGAAUGUUUUGAAGCAGAGGAAGGGGAUGUGAUGUCCAGGUCGAAAUACUUUAUGCAGAACUCGUCGCGUCUCGGGGCUUUGGAUAGCACCUUGACCGGCUUAAACCGACCUGACUUGGGAUUCGAUCGAAAAAUUGAGAGUCCCGAAAAGGAUGAAAAGGAUACAGAUCCGAAAGCGACGGAUUCCACCUACACACUUAGCUCAGGAAAUUCCACCCAAAUCCUCGACAAAGUCGACGCAUUCAAACAUAUGGACUUGAACACGUUGCAAGACUUGAUUGCCAAGGCUUCUAAAGACCAUAAUCCCGCCUACUACGCCACCUUGAUCGCCAAAUUUGCUCAAGAGAAGAUCCAAUCCGAGACCAUGAAUGGCACUGUCUCCGAACUUUUGCCCUCUUUCCUGGAGACUUCCAAGUUUCCGGACGAGACUCAAACCUUGGAGAUCCGAUGUCCGAGUCCGACCCGCAAAAAUCCAUCGGUAAAGAAAUCCCGAAUCCCAGUGCGAUCUCCUAAGCAAGGCUUGCCCAGUCAGAUCCCAAUUCGCAAAGGUAGUGCUCCCAACUUGAAUGCCAAAAAGAAAGCCAUUCAAGGCCCGAGAUUCUCAUCGCCCAACAAGCGAUAUCCACGAUCUUCAAGUCAAGUAGAAAACACCACGUUGACAAAGGUUCCCAGUCAAGUGGGUGGAUCGGUUCAGAAGACGCUUCUCCAAAUGGAUGGAUCGGUUCAGAAGAUCUCGAAGAACCUCUUCUCUCAAAAUGAAGGUCAAGGUCAGAACCAAGAGAAUCAAGAGAACACCUCGCCAAAUGUCCAAGGCAAACCAGCGAUGCCCUUCAAAGGGUUUCCCAUUGACAGUGAUCGCUCCGUCAUGAAUUGGUUCGGGGUGAGCAUAGGGCGUUCCGAGGAACAGAUUGUAGUGCUCAGGAACAAACUGGAACAACCUCUGACGGUGAAUCUAAUGAUACGGGAUAGCAAGGACUUCAAAAUCGGAUUGUCCACGAGUCAAUCCGUGCAAAUGGGUCCAUUAUCAACCCAAGACAUCGCAAUCAACUUCUCGCCUCCGGAUUUAGAGGCUUGCUCGGGAAAAUUGGUGAUCAAACCCCAGGGCACUUCUGGACCGGGUAACAAGGCCUUCAAGGCUAGUAUUCUUCUCCAAGGUCAAGGUGGCACGCCAGCCUUGUCUUUCUCGGGCUUUGGAGAUCUGGUCAACGGGAAGCGAUCGCUUCAUUUGGGUCCAAUCCCUGAGCACCAGGAGCAGAUUGUCAGAAAGAUGCGAGUGACAAACGAUGGCAAUGGGGAUGCGUUUGUCAAAUUGCAGGGAUUUCGCGAUGACGAAUGUCGCUUAGCGGAUAAUUCCUUCAUUCGUUUGAGUCCCAGUCAGUUUGUGGUUAGUGCCAAGUCGUCCAUGGACCUGUCGAUGGCCAUCGAUCCUAAUUUGAUGAGUGAGGAAGGUUCCUGCUCGUUCAUCGGCUCCAUAGCCCUCUUCCAUGGACCCGAGAUCUGCCGGCAAGUGAUGUUGGAAGCCAGGAAGAUCCCGGGGGCGAUUCGACUGAGUUCCUCGUCCGCGUUAUUGGGUUUAGAUUUCACCACACCUUUUCAACACUCCAAAUCCAUUCAGUUCAGCUCCAGAGUGGUUGACCGGGACGUCAAGCACUUCUACAGUAAGACUCAACGAGAAAUCAUCGAGUUGAUUGGCCAGAAAUCCAAUCCAUCCGGAUUCAAUUCCCUACAUGUAGAGGAGACGCUCAGUGAAUCCAGAAUCAAUUGUACAUUCGCCCAAGACCGGUCUAUGAACCCGAUGCAAACCAUUCAGGAAAUCCGAGGAGAACCUGAACCUACCAAGAAAGAUCGGAAGCCGCUGAAAACGGUAUAUUUGGCGGCUGAAACGAUCUUCUUCCCAUUGACGAAAAUCGGAACGAACGCGUUGGCCAAGAUUGUUCUCAAGAAUCGAACACCAAGUCCGGUCACUUUCCACUUGGAAGACAUUAGUCCACCAUUUAAGAACCGACACAAACUGGUGACGGUUCAAGCCAAUUCCUUUUUGAACGUGCCCGUGUUUUAUUCCCCUACGAAUGUUGGCCCGCAUCAGACUGCGGUCACUUUCAAGGGAUCCGAAGGCCGGAACUUGGUGGCCGUCUUGAAAGGGAACACUUCGCCCAACUAACCUUUUUGGUAUCUGCCCGUACUAAGAUAACCUUUUUAACCCUGUCUUAACUCACUUCUGUCCUAUAGUUGUCCAGUACUGAUCCAUAACAUAAAUACACACACCUUGAUAUGA